Diorhabda carinulata is the source of this 13400-nucleotide messenger RNA. It is a transcript of the gene Ppn, whose product is annotated as papilin. Bases 2646 to 11708 code for a protein of 3020 amino acids. Gene Ontology annotation, cellular component: extracellular matrix; extracellular region. NCBI's taxonomy places the organism in Eukaryota, Metazoa, Arthropoda, Insecta, Coleoptera, Chrysomelidae. Gene Ontology annotation, molecular function: metalloendopeptidase activity; serine-type endopeptidase inhibitor activity. The record is from RefSeq and is a predicted model, not a curated record. Gene Ontology annotation, biological process: extracellular matrix organization. The transcript has 35 exons.
AAAAUAACGUCCACCUGCUGUGUCUUUCUAACUGAAGUUUCUGUUUAUUUUCCUAUUAUAUUUUGUACAAAAAGUCCACAACCAAUUAUAUAUCAUAACACGACAUACUAAUAUACAGUAUGGUGCUAAUGAAAGGAAUAAAUUCGUUAUUUCGUAAGCCGGCGACUUUAAGGUAAAAUCCCGAAACCCUUCGAUUUUUAUUUUUAAACAGGCUAUUCGAAAGGAUACCUUUUUAUUUUUAAAUGGAAUUGUGGGUAUUGUAAUACAUUAUUUGAAAGGUCUUUUAAAUACUUAUUCAGCAAUAUGUACAUUAAUUAAUUUGCGUAUUGUCAAAUAUUAUUUAUGAAAUUUCAACAGAUUUCAUAAUAAAAUGUAUUAAGUAUUGCUAUGAUGUAUUUAUUGACAAACAAAAAUAAAUUUUGUAAAGGUCGUCACUGGUAAUGAAAUGUCUUAUCUACCUACUUUUUACCUUUUUUAAAAAUCUAGUUACCUUAUCAACAUCAACAUUAACACAUAAUUAAUUUUCUGUCAAAUGAUUGAUAGUAUUAUUGUAUUAGUAUUAGUAUUCAAAAAGUCUUGGUAUUUAUCAACAUGAAGCUGACUGAAACACAAAGAAUUGAAAUUCUAAUAAUAAUGAUUGGUUGUGGAGAUAAAACACGUAUGCAGAAAGAAGUAUCUACAUUAUUUGAUAAUAAAUACCUCAAUCGAGAACCAAUUUCACAAUCCACUACAAGCAACAUUGAGAAGAAAUUCAGAGAAAUGUCAAAGACCUCCCUAAAGAUAGUAGACAACCAAUAUCAGAAAACAAACAACUAGAUGUUCUGUUAACCUUUCAAGAUAAUCUCCAUACCAGUUCAAGGCAAGUAGCAUUAGAUAAUGACAUGGACCAUUCAACAGUUCCUAGAAAGCUAAAGAAGGAAAAGUAGCAUUCCUACAAAUUAACUUUAGUGCAUGAUAUAAAGACUGCAAGGGGUGUUCUUCCUGAGGGCUUUUCUCGGAUGAAGCUACAUUUCUACUAAACGGUCAUGAAAAUCGUCAAACAGAGAAAGUUAAUGUUUGGAUGGGAAUAAUAGAUAACAUGAUUAUCGGACCAUACUUUUUCGAAGAUUAAGGUCCUGGAUAUUUAGAAUUUCUUCAAAACUUCUUGCUACCUGAAUUGAAUCGGCUGUUUUCAACCAGAAAUGAUUCAUGGCUGCAGCAAGAUAAUGCGCCUCCACACUAUGCUGUAUUGCUGUGCAACUAUUUGAACAACGUCUUUCCAAAUCCAAGAGAAUGGCCCCUAGGUCACCUGAUUUGACUCCGAAGGUUCGAGAAGAGUUCUCAUUGUAUUUUAGCUGAAGGUAAACAAUUUGAGCACUUAAUAACAAGUUUAUUCCUUUCAUUUGCACCAUACUAUUUUUUCACUACUAACUACACGCUGUAUAAUCGUUAAUUUUUUUUAACAAAUGUUUACUUUUAAAAGUUUUAAUAUUGAUUCAUCAAAUUAACAUAUAUGUUAAUAAUUAAUUUGCGGAAUAUUAUGCAAUUCAUCUUUUUUUUCUAAAUUCACACCGUGUUGAAUUUGUUUAUUAUCUUUACAUUACUAAAGGACUAUUGGAUUAUCUAAUAGUGUAAAUAAAAAAUCGAUUUCUCAUCACGCGAAAAAGAAAAUAAACAUUUUCGUAACACCCAAUAUUUGCUGUAAUUAAUUAAUCUUUUAACGGAUUUUUUUUAAAGUCCUUGAUACUAAUAAAACCGUUAUGAAAAGUAGGUGAAAUGACUAUAUCAUUAUAUCGCAACUAUAUUUAGCACUGAUGAGUUUAUUAAUACUUCACGGCACACGCAAAUUUGUUUAUAAAAGCUACAGUCGAUUUCGGACGAAAAUUACUAAUCAAUGUGUGUUUGAAUUCAAAUUAUAAUGAAAUUUUAUUGAUUUUAUUAGAGAAUUGAGGAAAUUUAAUAAGAUUAGACGUAAUUUUACGAUUUUUGAAUAUAAAUCUCACUUGGAAAGUAAUUACACUCAACUGCUUAUUAUUUUUCAAGAAGAUUUUGAAGAUAUUUAAACGGAGAAAGCUAUAUCAGAAAAGAAGAAUUUACACCUGUGCACAAUCUAUCAAGAAAAAAACCUUCGAUACAAUAAAUAGAUUAGACCUAUAGAAUAUAUUAGAACAGAAAGGAAUGAACCAAAACAUAAUUAAAAGCAUUAGAAACCUGGAUGGAAACAAAAAUUAUGACAGACCGUAACACAUCAAGAAAAAAGAUUAUUUGGAACAAAUAAUCGCCUCAUCAUCAGGAAAUAAACAAAUAAAUCAGCUGAAUGAUGGCAGUAGAAUUAGAUAAAGAAAUAACAAAAAGAAUAGCAAACGAAGGAAAACUAUUUAAAAACAUAUUUUCUAGAGAACAAUAGAAUAAGACUAGAAAUUAUGGCUUAGAAACAUGGUCAACGACACAAAAAAAAAAUGCCAAUAACGGAAAUGAGAUUCCUUCGGAAAAUUGGGACGAAAACCCGAUUAGACUAAAAUAGAGACUAAACAUGAAGAUAAUCAAUUGGGAUUUCAAGAAGAAUAUUAGAUUCCAGAACAAUAAGGUAGAUAAAUAGAGAAAGACCCGAAUGGACGGAAUCAACAAACAGAAAGAAGCAACUAAACGAGUUAUUACAGAAAGAAAUGGAAAUAAUGUUGGAAGAAAGCCUUGUUAAAAAAAGAAACUCAACACCACGUCUUACACAGAAAAUACGACAUUAUAAAGAAAGAUUCAAAAGGCAGCAAGGAGCUAACUUAUAUCUUCCUGGUAGUUUUGUGACCGACAAUGAAGAUGCGGAAUCAGGUCCUUGGCAGGAAUGGUCAGCCCCGAGCCCUUGUUCUAGAACAUGCGGUGGAGGUGUAUCGACGCAAUCCAGGAAAUGUAUAGAAGGAUACGAUUGCGUUGGACCUUCAGCUAGAUAUUUUUCGUGUAACACACAGGAUUGUCCUGAUAACGCAGACUACAGAGCGCAGCAAUGUGCCGAACACAACAAAAUAUUGUUCGAAGGAGUUUACUACGAAUGGUUGCCGUAUACAAAAGGACCAGUUCCUUGCGAGUUGAAUUGUAUGCCCAAAGGAGAAAAGUUUUAUUACAGACACGCUGAUGCCGUAGUUGAUGGUACCAGAUGUACCGACGAAGGAUAUGACGUUUGUGUACGAGGAAAAUGUCAACCUGUAGGAUGUGACAGGAUGUUAGGAUCACAAGUAAAGGAAGACAGAUGCCGUGUAUGUGGAGGAGACGAUUCUAGUUGUAAUACAUUUACAAAUAUAAUAACAAUGAAAGAUAUGCAAAGGGGAGUUAAUGGAAGUCAAAAUGAUAGAGGAUACAAUGAUAUUCUCCUUAUUCCCGCUGGCGCGACAAAUAUUAAAAUCGAAGAACUGGCUUCAUCGAAUAAUUAUUUAGCUGUUAGAAACACAUCGGGAUAUUAUUAUUUGAAUGGUAAUUGGAUGAUAGAUUUUCCUAAAUCGAUCGACUUCGCUGGUACUAAAUUUAAAUAUGAUAGAAUCUCUCAAGAAAUCGACGCGCCGGAUAAAAUAUCAGCUCUCGGACCAACAGAUGAAUCCUUAUUCAUUGUUCUCCUCUAUCAAGACGGAGACGUACCAGUGAGUUACACUUACAGUUUACCAACUAUGGUACCGCCUCCACCCAACGAAACUUAUGCCUGGAUAUACGAUGAAUACACACCGUGUUCGGUAUCCUGCGGUAAAGGUAAUCAGAGUAGGAAUGUGAGUUGUGCCGAAAGAAACUCAUUGAAACCAGCUUCAGAAUCACUUUGCGAAGGUAACAGUAAACCAGAGUCCUCAAGAAUGUGCAAUGAGAUAGAUUGUGAAGCUAAUUGGGUACUAGAAGAAUGGACUAACUGCUCAGUACCUUGCGGAAAACAAGGUGGCGUUCAAAAGAGAAAAAUCGUUUGUAAGAAAAUUACCGCUAAUGGAACGGAAAUAGUCGUUGAUAAUAAAGAAUGUUCUAAAGAGUCGCAACCUGAAGAAGAAAGACCGUGCAACGUUGAUACAUUAUGCCCGAAAUGGUAUCUCGAGCCUUGGAAACCGUGUGAUCACCUUUGUGGCGAUGGUAAACAAACAAGAGGCAUCACUUGUUACAUGGAAGACAAAGAAAGGAGGAAGAAAAUUCUACCGAAUGCUGAGUGCGAAAAAGUAUUACCGAAACCGGAAACCGAAAAACCAUGCUUUAUUAGGCCCUGCGAGGGUGUUGACUGGAUCACGUCAGAGUGGUCAGGGUGUACAGCUUGUGGUUUAACCCAAGAAACGCGGAAGGUAUUGUGCGCCACUGAAAAUGAAAAAGUUCAACCCGAUGAACUGUGUAAUCCCGAUAGAAAACCAGAAGCUAUAAGGGAAUGCGCCUCAAAUCCUUGCUUAUAUCUCUGGUAUGCAGGACAAUGGAGUGAGUGUUCGGUAACAUGUGGACGAGGUGUUCAAACCAGAGUCAUUUUCUGUGGAAUUUCUACACCAAAUGGCGUCGAAAAAGCUGAUGAAUCGAAAUGUGAUCCAUCAAAACAUUUUGACACAACGAGGAAUUGUACUGGAGAAAAAGAAGAAUGCGAUGGGGAGUGGUUUAGUGGUCCAAUGGGAGAGUGCUCUAGACCCUGUGGAGGCGGACAAAGAACCAGAAAAGUCGUCUGCAUCAAAGAUUAUCAAGUUGUUCAUCCUUCAGCUUGUGGUUCUGACAAAAUUGUAUUCUCAGAAGAAAAAUGCAACGAAGAACCUUGUUCUGAAGACACCUUAAUGCCAAAGGAUAUAACUCAUCCCGUCGAUGAAUCAGAACCAACUAAAGAAUAUUCUGGAAAGAGAGAAGUCACAACAACACCUCUUACAACAGAAUGGAGGUCAGACGAAACUACAAUAUUUGAAAUAACCACAAGUUCAAGCAUAACAUCUACCGAUUCAGACGAAUAUGAAAUUGUGCCAGACACUAACUGUGAUGAUGGCGAAUGGGUUGAAGAAAAUACAGAAAACGAGAAAGAAAAAUCGCAAAGCGUUGACGAUAAGAUGCAAGCUGAUGAAGAAAUAAUGCAAGGAGAUGAUCCUUUCGCUUCCGAAGAUUUAAUGAUGGGUGAUCAACCAUUCGAAGGAUCCGGUGAAACAACUUACGGAACAGAUUCCACGGAUACCUCUUAUUCCACAGAAACAACUAGUUUUACUGAAUCUACUGGUACUACAGAAGAAUUUACAGAAGAGCAACAAAGCACUACUGAUUUCUCCGAAUCAACAAUUGAAUUUACAGGCUCUACCGAUUCAUCAGUUAGCACAGAAACGGGCGAGACCGAAUCUACUACAUACUUUGCAGACUCUACAGAAUCAUCUGGUACUACAAUAGAAAAUACAGGCUCCACCGAAUCUGUCGAAACUACCACUAAAAUAACUGGUUCUACCCAACAUCUUGGUACAACAAUAGAAUCUACAACCUCCAUAGCAAUCGAAGAAUUUAAUGGUAGUGUUAUUGAAUCAGAUGUGAAUGCCGCAAUAUCUAAAGAAUCGACUGAUGAGACUACUGUUUCUACGGAACUACCAGUUACAUCAACAGAAUUUACUGAAUCCCCUGAAACAACUAUUACUGAAUCUUCUGAAACAACUAUUACAUUGCUUAGUUCAACAGAAUCUUCGGAUACUACUACAGAAAAUACAGAAUUUACAGGAUCAAGUGAAUCCACAACAGAAUUCACAGCAUCUACACAUACCUCUGAAAGCGAAACAGAUUUAACUAAAUCCACAGAAGGUUUCUUAGAAUCAACGGAAACUACUAUAGAAUUCACGGGAUCUACUGAAAUUACAACGGAAAUUACCGGUUCAACGGAUCUUUCUCAAAGUACAACAUUACUUACUGAAUCCACAGAAUCAUCUGUAAGUGUAACAACUGUCUCAUCAGAAGAAUCACCUCAGACCACAGAGGAAGCAACAGUUACCUCUACAGAGUUUACAGUAAGCACUGAAACAUCUGCAAGUACUACAGAGUUUACCCAAUCCACGGAAGAAUCUAAGAGUACAAGUGAGAGCAUAACAGAAUACCCUGAAUCAACCACUGGUUCCACAGAAUCAACCGGUACUACAGAGUUUACUAGUUCAUCCGAAUCAUCCGUUAGUACAAUGGAAACCACUGGAUCUACAGAAUCAGAAGUUACCGGUUUGACUGAAUCAUCAGCUAGCACGGUAGAAUUUACAGGAUCCACAGAAUCAACAAUUGUUACUGAGAUCACUGGCUCAACUGAAUCAACAAUUAGUACAGAGUCCACUGAAGUAACUGCAGUAUCUGGACUCACUAGUUCAACAGAAUCAUCCGCUGGCACAACAGAAUUUACAGGAUCGACUGAAUUUACAACUGAAAUUACAGGUUCAACAGAAUCUUCAGCUAGUACAACAGAAUUUACGGGAUCGACUGAAUUUACAACUGAAAUUACAGGUUCAACAGAAUCUUCAGCUAGUACAACAGAAUUUACAGAAUCAACUGAAAUUACAGGUUCAACAGAAUCUUCAGCUAGUACAACAGAAUUUACAGGAUCCACUGAAUUUACAACUGAAAUUACAGGUUCAACAGAAUCUUCAGCUAGUACAACAGAAUUUACGGGAUCCACUGAAUUUACAACUGAAAUUACAGGUUCAACAGAAUCUUCAGCUAGUACAACAGAAUUUACGGGAUCCACUGAAUUUACAACUGAAAUUACAGGUUCAACAGAAUCUUCAGUUAGCACAGUAGAAUUUACAGGAUCAACGGAAUCAUCUGAGAGUACCUCCGAAUAUACUCCAUCAACAGAAUAUUCGAGCUCCACUGAAUCAUCGUUUGGUACAACGGAAUUAACAAUGUCAACUGAAACAGUAUUUACUGAAAGUACUACAGAAUUUAGUAGUAGUACUGAAAGUACUACUUCAAUUAUGGAUAUAUUCACUUUAAAACCAAGACUAUGCAAAAGGCGAAAGAUUAAACAGUGUAGACAUACCCAAUACGGAUGCUGUUGGGAUAACAUCACACCUGCUCAAGGACCAUUCGAUAAAGGAUGUCCUAUUCCUCGUACUUGUAAAGAAUCUAAAUUCGGUUGUUGUGAAGAUGGAGUUUCACCCGCUCUUGGAUCCAAAUUUGCAGGAUGUCCUCGUUAUCCCUGUAAUGAAACUCUAUUUGGAUGUUGUCCCGAUAAUAAGACAGUUUCCCAAGGAAAUGAUAAUGAAGGUUGCCCUCCAGUUUGUCUAAGUUCUAAAUACGGUUGUUGCAGCGAUAAUGUAACUGAAGCUACAGGACCUCAUCAUAAAGGAUGCCCAGAAGAUACUACAACAUUAGAGCCAACAACUGAAUCAGUAACAGAAACUACCAUAUCUACAGUUUCUACCGAGGAAACAACAACUACGUCCGGAUCUACUGAAAGUAGCAUACCUACAGAGAUGACAUAUUUGUCCACUGAAGUUUUAACAGAAACAACUACAGCCGUAAAUUGCAACUUAACUCCAUACAGAUGUUGUCCAGAUGGAAUCACUACAGCAGAAGGACCUGGUUUUCAAGGAUGUGGUUUGCCUUGUUCAGAUACUACAUUCGGUUGUUGCCAGGAUGCUAAGACUCCUGCACAUGGACCAAGUGGAGAAGGAUGUUGUUUAUCUUCGCGUUUCGGUUGUUGUCCAAAUGAUAUUACACCAUCUAGAGGACCAAAUCAAGAAGGUUGCGAAUGUGUACAUUCUCCAUAUGGUUGUUGUCCCGAUAACAAAACUUCUGCACGUGGUUAUGAUAAUGAAGGCUGCGGUUGCCAAUUUACCCCUCAUGGUUGUUGCCCCGAUAGCCUUACAACAGCUACAGGAGCAAAUUACGCUGGUUGUCCCUGUUAUACUUUCCAAUUUGGCUGUUGUCCGGAUGGUAUUACUAUUUCUGAAGGACCUCGUUACCAAGGUUGCGGCUGCAGAAAUACCGAGUUCGGAUGCUGUUCUGAUGAAAAAACUCCUGCAUCGGGACCUAAUGGAGAAGGAUGUACCUGUGAAAAUAGUAAAUUUGGUUGCUGUAUUGAUGGUGUUACUGAAGCUAAAGGUGAAAACUACGAUGGAUGUACUGACACUCCUAAAAACCUUCAAGAAGGGUGCGGAAUGCCAAAAGAAAGAGGCAAAUGCAGAAACUUCACUGUGAAAUGGUACUUCGACAUGGAUUACGGCGGUUGUUCUAGAUUUUGGUAUGGUGGUUGUGAUGGUAACGAAAAUCGCUAUAAAUCCAAAGAAGAAUGCGAGGACAUUUGUGUCCAACCGAGAGGAGCAGAUCGAUGUAAACUACCAAAAGUAUCGGGUCCGUGCGAAGGCUAUUUUCUUAAUUGGUAUUACGACAAAAAUUUCAAAACGUGUACACAAUUUGUUUAUGGCGGAUGCCUCGGUAACAAUAAUAGGUUCGAAACUAAAGAAGAAUGUAUGAAUACCUGUGCUGUUGACACUAACCCAGAUCCUUGUCGACAGAAGAAGGAACCAGGUCCUUGUAAGGGUACGUAUCAACGUUACUACUUUGAUAACGAUCUUGAAGAAUGCCAAGAAUUUAUAUAUGGAGGUUGUAAAGGGAAUAGAAAUAAUUUUGUAACGCUCGAAUCGUGCAAACAACAAUGUGCUCCCGCAGGAAAAAGGAAGGAUCUCUGCUCGUUACCAAAAUCUGAAGGUAAUUGCACGGACAUAUUAGCGACUUGGUAUUAUGAUACAUCGAGGAAAAAUUGUGCACCAUUCUAUUAUUCCGGUUGUUACGGUAAUCUUAACAAUUUCGAAACUAGAGAAGCAUGUCAAAGCAACUGUCCACCUGAAAUUGAAAUGGAUACGUGUCACCUUCCUGCUAACCCCGGGGAGUGUUCUAAUUACGUCGGCAGGUGGUAUUACGAUACAAGAACGAAAUCAUGUCGCCAAUUCUAUUAUGGAGGUUGUGGAGGAAACGGAAAUAACUUCGAGACACAACAAAUCUGUGAACAAAUAUGUGAAAAGAAAGAAGGUAAACCAGCUUUAACUUCUACAACUCCACAGCCACAACCAUCUCCUCCGCCGUCAUUUACUGUGGAUAUGUGCUUCCUUCCAAGCGAUUCUGGUCCUUGUUUAGCCUCUUUUAGAAAGUAUUACUACGACUCUAGAGAUGGAGUUUGUAAAGAAUUCAUUUAUGGUGGUUGUCUAGGAAAUGGCAAUAACUUCGACUCUAUUGAACAAUGCCUAGGAUAUUGUCGAAACGCACAAGAUCAAUGUAGUUUACCUCCGGUCCGUGGACCUUGCGACAAUGACUAUCUGGCAUAUUAUUAUGAUAAAACAACUGAUUCAUGUCAACAAUUUGUAUACGGAGGUUGUUCUGGUAAUACAAAUAUGUUCCGAGAUCAAGAAUCUUGUGAAACAACUUGCAAGAAGAUUCCUGAACCUCCACCAACGUAUACUCAAGCACCAACAACUGCCACUGAUGCUCUUAUGUGUUUCCAACAACCGGAUCAUGGAAAUUGUACGGACAGAUUUACAGCUUUCUAUUAUGACAGCGUUCAGCAAAAAUGUCUACCAUUUAUGUAUACUGGUUGCGGAGGAAAUAGUAACCGUUUUAACAGCGAAGAGCAGUGCCAGAGACAAUGCGGAACUUUCAAAGACCAAGAUGUCUGUAAUCUACCUAGAGAUCCGGGACCGUGUAGAGGUUACUUUGUUAAAUAUUAUUACGAAAGAUCAACUGGACGUUGCGAACAAUUUGCAUACGGAGGUUGUCAGGGUAACGGAAAUAGGUUUAGUUCCGAAGAAGAAUGUUCUCAUAUUUGUAUAACUCACGAAGAAAAGAAACCGAAUGUACCGGCUAGUGUAUUGUGCAGAUUACCAGUAGAUCAAGGUUCUUGCAACAUGUACCAACACAAGCGUUGGUAUUUCAAUGAUACCAAAGGAGAAUGUAUAGCUUUUAUUUACUCCGGCUGCGGAGGCAAUUUCAACAAUUUCAAAUCAUAUCAAUAUUGUCUUGAUUAUUGUAAAGAACUUUUGAUUGUUCCUGAAACGCAACCAGUUACUACUCAAAUGCCAGAACAUCCUUGCCAAGCUGCUUUCGAUGAGUGUACAACUCUGAGAUGUGCUUACGGAGUAGAACCAUUCGUAGAUGAAAAUGAAUGUAAUAGAUGUCGCUGUCGCGAUCCUUGUAUGGAAAUAGAAUGUCUUCCGGACGAACAAUGCGCCAUUGACAUUAAUAUAAACAAGACGUCUCCUCAAGAUGCCGAUUUCAUAGCGAUUUGUAGAAAACAAAUUAAACCGGGAACUUGUCCUCAGCUUGAUAUAAGUGACAAUAACUGUGAAGUUGAAUGUAGAAGUGAUGCCGAUUGCGCCUUACAAAUGAAAUGCUGUUCUACUGGAUGUGGUACUGCUUGCGUCGAUCCGCCCGCACAACUUGUUACGCAAGAACCACCUGUAAUAACCGUAGGCCAAAUCGACGAGUACCAACCGCCACACGUUGAUCCAAUUGUAUAUAAACCUGAAGUUUCGGCAUUAAUUGGUGACCAAGCAACACUAAGAUGCGCCGUUUCCGGUAAUCCGAAUCCAAGAAUUCGAUGGAGCAAAGAUAAUAUCGAGAUUGAUGGUACUCAACCGAGGUAUAGAAUCAAACUUGAUCAAUCGCUUCAAAUCAUUACUUUACACAAGACUGAUUCCGGUAUUUAUCUAUGCACCGCUUCGAACGGUGUUGGCCAAUCUAUAACGAAUCAAGUUAAACUUGAAGUUAUUGAAUCUGAACCUAGGCCUGUAACAAUGUUGUCGGAACAAGGAGAUCAGCCAGUAGUGGUAUCCCUUAAUGAUCCUACUACCUUGAACUGUAUGGUCCUCGGUUAUCCUUUUCCUACAGUUACUUGGUGGAAAGACGAUUCUAUGAUUCCAUUCAAAAACUCCGAAUAUGAGAUAAGCAAAGAUUAUUCUUUACUGAUACACUCGGUAAGGCUACAAAAUUUGGGAAUAUACACUUGUCAAGCUUACAACGGUUAUGGCAAAGCCGCUAGUUGGUCAGUAACAGUCAAAGCUAGAGGCCCCGUUCAUUUUUCAAACCCAGACGAUUUUAAAUAUAAUAAAUGGAUUAUAAAUGAGGAAGGAAUCGCAUUUACAACUACUACCACCACUACUACAACAACAGCUGCACCUAUUUUGGCAACCACUUCGUUCUGGGAUAUGCCAGAUACUCCCUUACCCCCUAUUUUACCUCCUUAUACAGAACCUUCAAACUACAUUGUUACUGAUCCGAUACCAGAGCCAGGCGGAAGAGAACCACCACCAAGUACGAUUGUGCCGGUGAGAGCUAAUAUUACUAGCAACGACCAGAGGUAUCCAGUGGGCAGCGAUAUUGAACUACCAUGUGAAUACGGAGGAUCACCUACACCCCAAGUGCAAUGGUACAAAGAUGGAGUGGCGAUACAUGAAACAGGAAAAUUACAUAUUAGUGAAACUGAUGGAAUGAGUAUGUUAACCAUAGAACAAGCUAUCAAGGCGGAUUCAGGUUCUUACCAAUGCGAAGCCACAAACGCUUAUUCUAGAGCUUCCAGUAUGUUAGAAAUUUCCAUUGAAGGAAUGUAUAUACACCCGAGCUGUAUUGAUAACCAAUUCUUCGCCAAUUGUGCCUUAAUUGUAAGGGCCAACUAUUGCAGUCACAAAUACUACGCCAAAUUCUGCUGCAGAUCGUGUACAGAAGCAGGUCUUCUACCUAUCGACGGUCCUCAUAUCCACAAAAAGAAGAGGCACAACGUUAUUGAAAAUAAUUUAGAAUAAUGAAUUUUUCACUAGUCUUUUAAUUUAACAAAAAAAAUCACACCCAAGAAACUUCAAUAAGUAAUAAUUUCAAAGAGUAGUAGACACUAACAUUCAUCACAUGUUGUAAGUUGGUCUUAUUAACAGUUUUGAUUUAUUUGAAAAAACUAUUUUCCGUUGUUUUAUCUACUAGUACAUCGUCGCUUUAUUUGUAAAUUUUGUUUAAUACUUUUCUAAAACGACAAUUAUUUGGUUUAUACUACUAAUCCUGACGCUCCAAGUAUGCCGUUGAAUGUACUCAUAAUUAAAAGUAUAUCAAUCUACAAAAAGACAUUUAAAUUUUUAAUAUAUUAUAGAGGUUUACCGACAAAAAAUAGAUGAAAAUGGGCGCCAAAAUUCAAGAAAAAAAAAUGAUGGAGCUUAUGGUAAGAUAGAAAACGUUCUGAAAGUGAAGUAGAAACCUACACACUCACAAUCGAAAAUAAAUUGAGAAGAAGAAAUACCUCGUUAUGUGAAAUUUUAUAAUAAAAAAAUUUAUGUUCGAUCUAUUAACCUAAUAAAUCCUGGCAGCUAAAUUCGCUGAUAUCAUUUCUUUAAAGUUAAGUCUUGAAAUCCAUAUAACACUGAUUUGAAUUGAUUACAUUCCAGUCACUCGAUUUACUUUACUUCAAUUCAAUAUUUUGUAGCUGUAUUUGGUCGACGAUGUCCUUAAUCAAGUAUUCUGCAACUGGAGCUGAUUAAUAUCUUUGCUCAUAGCUUGAUUUGGUUGAUGAUAUCCUCCAGUAUUCCGCAGCCUCAACUGGUCCAUGAUAUAAUUGAUCAAAUAUCUAUGAUAUUCUUUCUCCAGUAUUCUGUAGCAACAGCUGAUCAAUGAUAUCCUCAGUCAAAUAUUCUGUAUCUAGAUUUGCUCGGAUGCUAUGUUUGCUCCAAUAUUUUGUUGCAUCACCUUGCCGAUUAUAUCUUUAAUCAAAUAUGCCGUAUCUUGAGCUGCUCUAUAAUAUCCUUGAUCAAGUAUUCUGCAACUAGAGCUGGGUGAUCUUCUGCAGUUUAACUUGGUCAAUGAUAUCCUUCAGUAUUCUGUAGCUUUAGAUGUUCAAUAAUUGAUUAAAUAUGUUGUAGCUUGAGCUGAUCUAUGACAUUCUUUCUCCAGUAUUUUGUAGCUUCAACUGAUCGAUGACAUCCUUGAUCAAAUAUUCUAAAGCUUGAUCUGUUUGAUGAUGUCUUUGUUUAAAUAUGUUGUAGUUUGAUUUAAUCUAUGAUAUCCUUCCAUCAGUAUUCUGGAGCUUCACCUGGUUGUUGAUACUCUUGAUUAAACAUUCUCUAGAUUAAUUUGGUCGAUGAUAUUCUUGCACUAAUAUACUGUAAUCUAAGCUGUAGUAAAACAACGGCAAAUACGUGUUUACUUACUUUGUACUUAUUUGGAAAACUACUGCAAUUUGAAAUUACAUUUCUUGGAAUCUUGAUAAGUCUUUGGAAGCAUAAUGAAUUGGCUUCUUUAAAAUACUCCAGAAAUCAUAUCUUAGAUUAUGAUGUGGUAUAAAAUUUGUUAUUUCAGUUAUCAAUUAUAUUUUGGAGAUAACGAAUUGUUAUCUUAAAAAAACAUUGUGCAAUCUACUUAAUUUUUUGUAUAUAUAUUUUUAAAUGAUAUUUAUAAAAAUGCCUUUGUAAAAAUGUGUUCAAUACAUUGAAAAAGUAAAAAAAAAUUAAAGUAAA